Molecule: messenger RNA, 2475 nt
Organism: Nematostella vectensis (starlet sea anemone)
Lineage: Eukaryota; Metazoa; Cnidaria; Anthozoa; Actiniaria; Edwardsiidae
Product: ankyrin repeat domain-containing protein 42
Exons: 17
Coding region: 289-1785 (498 amino acids)
Molecular function (GO): protein binding
Source: RefSeq, a predicted model, not a curated record
UUUUGUUUUGAUAUUUUACGUUUAGUGUCUAACUCAAUUACAGGUAGUAAAUGAUAUUGGCCCAAAGUCAGGAUAGCACAUCGAUAAAUUAAAAGAAGAAGAGAAAUGUGCGUGUUUGCCGCGGAAAAUCGUUACUCUUAGUGAUGGAAUCACUUCCGAUAACAUUACUUCCUGCGAGCCCGCGCGCUAGCGGGCUAGUCAGCAGAUUCUUAGCAACUGAAGAAGCUGUUGACAUUGUCAAAGAGGAAAGCUUCAGGUUUUGUCGCAAAAAAACGCACUACUUUCAAAAUGCCAGAUAAGGUUCGAUUAGCGAAUAUCCAUGAGGCUGUUCGAUAUGGCGACGUUCUUGAACUCCAAGCCAUGGUUCAGAGAGGAGCUGGUAUCAACGACUUGGAUAGCAAGUUCAAGUUUACGCCGUUGCAUUGGGCGGCACACCAUGGAACCCUUGAGUGCUUACACUGGCUGUUAUGGCAUGGGGCUGAUCCCUCUGACAGGACACCAGAAGGAUGGACGGCGGCACACCUUGCUGCGAUAAGAGGGCAAGAUGCUUGUGUACAGGCUUUAGCUGCUAAUGGAGCUGAUCUUAAUGCUAAAGACAACAGAGGCUGUUCACCUGCCCAUCUUGCAGCAUCUCAUGGCAACUCCUACACUUUGCAGUCCAUUCUUAGGCAUGGAGUGGAUGUGAAUGCUACAGAUAACAUGGGUUGGACAGCAGUGCACUGCUCAGCAUUUCAUGGUAGACUUGGAUGCCUCCAGUUACUGAGUAGAUGGGGUGCCAGUCUUGAUGAGGUGGAUCAUGCAGGAAAUAUUCCUGCCCAUCUUGCAGCGAGCGAAGGGCAGCUGCCAUGCCUUAAAUUCCUGGUCUGCUCUGGUACCAGUAUCGACCACACCUUGAAUGCCAGGAAUGACCAGGGCGAAACUCCUAAAGACCUGUGUCAACAGUUUUAUAAGAAAGAAUGUAAUGAAUAUCUGAAGGCUGUUGAAUAUGAUCUUCUUCACCCUGAGGAUGAAGAAAACCUGGCCUUCCCAGCUCAUGUGGCAGCCUAUAAUGGUGAUCUUCCUCAGCUCAAAAUGUUAAUAGAGACAGGCGUGGUCUCCAUAUCAGAGCGCGACGAGAAGGGUUCCACCCCUGCUCACAAAGCGGCUGGUAAUGGACAUGUUCAGGUUCUGCAAUGGCUUGUGGAAAAUGGAGCAAACAUGCGUAUUGUGAACUCAGCUGGAGAGACUCCAAAAGACGUUGCACGGAGGUUUGGCCGGCUGGGCUGCAUCGCUAUUUUAGGAGGAGACUCGGAUGACGAGGGAAGUAACCAAGUUGACGAGGGUGCAGAAGAUUUCAAGCCCUCGGAGCCGCAGUCAAAAGCAGAGUCCAGGGGUCGUGCAAUGCGUAAGAUCGAGGAGUUGCAGCACUUGUUGGAUGUGGCCAAGAUGAACUACCGUCAGCUGGGCGGGGUCCUGGACGAGGACAAACGCAAGCAGGAAGAGGAACGAGAAAGCGCCAGGAUUAUAAGGGAGCUUGAAGCGCAACUCGAGUACGAGCGAGAAAAGCGAGAGAGACUGGAAGCACAGAUGGACAAGUUGCGUGCGCAGAUCCAUACGAUGACGCUACAACUAGAGGAUGAGAGGAACCGCUACCGAAAGACACCUUCUGAGAUGGCGCUUAGCUUUCGGAAUACGCAGCCCAUGCUGAGGCGGAAGAAGAAGAAAAACAAGCGGAUCGAUACCACUAACACGGGGGUGUUCGUCAAGCGAGGCGUGUCCAGCCCAAGACCCAUUCACUGCGAUUAGACGUCUAGCUAAGGGACCAUUCUAGAUGUAUUACAUAUUUUUGAAUUUAGGAGGAGGAAUGAAAAAUGAUAGUCCCCUAAAAUAAUGAACUGUGCCUAAUUAAGAAUCAACACGAGAAGAUUGAGAAAAGACAAGUCAUAGACGCAUACGAAUGGUGCUUUCUAAAUCAUCCUUUAGAAAAAUAGGUUUCUGGUAGCUGCCAACAAGAUGGAUAGUCUUGAGUCAUAUUUGUACAAGGUUUUUUGGCCUUUUGCCAUAGCUAAAUUUAGUUGUUGUUGUUCUGUUUUAGUUUUUUUUUUAAUCCCUGCAGACGGUAUGCAGCGGCUAGCCUAUGCGCAUGCGCCCUGCGCUAAUUACAAAAUACUGUACUUUUUAAACAACUUUGCGUCAUGGGAUAAUGAGUUAACUGCCGCAUGAUAAUAAACUUUUAUUAAUUCAUAACAUAUUUUUACGCAAUUUAUCACAUAAGUUACACUAUAUGGUAGCUUAGACAAUGAGUAUCUAUUUGUACAUUAAACAAAAUGUUUAAACGGUGGAAUUUUAACAAAAACACAAUGUAAAUAGCAUUAUGUGUAAAAGUAAACUUUCUAUUUAUUGGACGCAGAAAAGUUGGUGUGUAUCAUUAGAAAAAAUCGUAUAUUUACGCUAUUCUUACCAAUAUUGAUUCAAAUAAACAACUGAAAAACGAAA